This is a messenger RNA of Jatropha curcas, 858 nucleotides long. Lineage: Eukaryota; Viridiplantae; Streptophyta; Magnoliopsida; Malpighiales; Euphorbiaceae. The record is from RefSeq and is a predicted model, not a curated record.
AUGAAAAAUAUUUUAAGAGUAAAAUUCACUCUAGGCUUGUUUGAAGAUCCAUGGGCUGAUCAGAGCUUUACAGACCACCUUGGAAGCCAGGCUCAUAGAGAUUUGGCAAGGGAAGCUGUGAGGAAGUCACUUGUUCUAUUGAAGAAUGUUCUAUUGAAGAAUGGAGAGAACGCAGAUGCCCCAUUGCUUCCUCUACCUAAAAAUGCAGGCAGGAUCCUUGUUGCUGGUACCCAUGCCAGCAAUCUGGGCUAUCGGUGUGGUGGUUGGACUAUCACUUGGCAAGGCGUUAAUGGCAACAACUAUACAGCCGGAACCACUAUUCUAAGUGAAAUCUCAGCUGCUGUUGAUCCAAGCACAGAAAUAACCUACAGUGAAAAUCCUGAAGCUGCUUUUGUCAAGGCCAACAACUUCUCCUACGCCAUUGUUGUUAUUGGAGAGCUUCCUUAUGCAGAAACAAACGGAGACAAUCUCAACCUGACAAUAACAGAACCAGGUCCUUCUGUGAUCAACAAUGUCUGUGGCACCACUAAAUGCGUUGUCGUUGUAAUCUCCAGCCUCCCUUUGGUGAUUGAGCCAUACAUGGCCCAAAGAGAUGCUCUUGUUGCCGCUUGGCUUCCAGGAACUGAAGGACAUGGAGUUGCUGAUGUGCUUGAUGUGCUUUUCGGAGACUAUGGAUUUAGUGGGAAGCUGUCUCGAACUUGGUUCAAGUCCGUAGAUCAGCUGCCCAUGAAUUCUGGUGAUGCACAUUAUGAUCCUCUUUUUCCCUAUGGUUUUGGUCUCACUACGCAAGGUGCAAAAUCAAGCUAGAAAGGAAGAAUUUUCAUUAAUUAGUAGAUUAGUGGGAUGAUUAACAUCCGA